This is a messenger RNA of Manihot esculenta (cassava), 1686 nucleotides long. Its product is annotated as UDP-glycosyltransferase 89B2. The coding region runs from base 204 to 1604 and encodes 466 amino acids. NCBI's taxonomy places the organism in Eukaryota, Viridiplantae, Streptophyta, Magnoliopsida, Malpighiales, Euphorbiaceae. Gene Ontology annotation, molecular function: UDP-glycosyltransferase activity. The transcript has a single exon. The record is from RefSeq and is a predicted model, not a curated record.
CCGGAGAGUCGCAACAUUUUCCAACCCCGCACUUUUUUCUUUUCUUUUCUUUGUUUUUUUGCAGCCUUAAGCUUCAAGCCAGAUGUUCACUUUUCAUCCAUCGUUUUAACUUUUUGGCGCUCUGCAUAAAAAGGUGACCUUUCUGCUAUUUCAGCCGAAUCCUCAAUUUAGUGUCUUCCCAGCUCCAACACCCUAGUCAGGCCAUGGAGUACAGUGCUGGAACACACAUUUUGGUCUUCCCAUAUCCAGCUCAAGGACACAUUAUACCAAUGUUAGACCUAACCAACCAGUUAGCCACCACCGGCCUAACCAUAACCAUAUUGGUCACCCCAAAAAACCUCCCUCUCUUAAACCCUAUCCUCACCACACAUCCAUCACUCAAAACUCUAGUCCUUCCUUUCCCUUUACACCCUUCGAUCCCACCUGGGGUGGAGAACGCCAAGGACUUGCCUGCAAACUAUGUUCCUUUCAUAAUGCAAGCUAUGGGUAAACUCUAUGAACCUUUGCUCAGCUGGUUCAACUCUCACCCUUCCCCGCCCUCGGCAAUAAUAUCUGAUAUGUUCCUUGGAUGGACCCAGCAACUGGCCGGCCAGCUCAACAUCCGUAAUAUCGUGUUCUCACCUUCAGGUGCCAUGGCGUUGUCUAUUAUUUAUUCCCUGUGGCGCUAUAUGCCUAAGAUAGAACAAGAUGAUCAACUAUUCCCAUUUUCGAAGAUUCCAAAUUGUCCGACAUUCCCAUUGUGCCAGGUGUCUCCUCUGUACCGCAGUUACGUUGCAGGGGAUCCACUUUCGGAAUUUAUCAAGGAUGGGUUUGUAGGUGAUAUAAGGAGUUGGGGUCUUGUUAUCAACUCAUUCACCGAGUUGGAAGGUGUUUACUUGGAUCAUUUGAGGGAGGAGUUGGGUCAUGAUCGAGUGUGGGCAGUAGGACCUUUACUUCUUCCUAAAACUGAUUCAUCUAGGACUAAAGAGAGAAGUGGGCCCACUCCAAUUUCUGUAGAAGGUGUAAUGACAUUUCUUGACACGUGUAAGGAUCAUACUGUGGUUUAUAUCUGUUUUGGGAGUCAAACUGUGUUGACAAAUCAUCAGAUCGAAGAACUUGCGUCUGGAUUGGAAAAGAGUGGGAUCCAUUUCAUAUGGUGCGUAAAGGAACCCACAAGAGAACACGAUGUAGAAGGAUAUGGCAAAUUCCCAUCAGGAUUUGAAGACAGCGUCGCCGGGAGAGGAUUUAUAAUCAGGGGAUGGGUCCCACAAGUUCCGAUUCUGAACCACCGAGCUAUUUGUGCAUUCUUGACUCACUGUGGUUGGAACUCGAUCCUCGAAGGAAUAGUGGCUGGAGUACCAAUGCUGGCUUGGCCCAUGGGAGCUGACCAAUUUACUAAUGCUACCUUACUAGUUGAUGUUCUGAAUGUGGGUCUAAGGGUGUGUGACGGUGCAAAUACUGUGCCUAACCCCGACGAGUUGGCACAAAAGCUAGUGAAAUUGGCGAGUGAGAAUCUAGCUGAAAGAGAGCGAGCUAAGCAACUGAGGGAUGCUGCAUUUGAUGCUCUUAAAGGUGGGUGUUCUGCGAAGGAUUUUGAGAGUCUGGUCCACCAUAUGGUCGCAUAGGAGAUAAGAAAACCAUUUUUUACAUAUAUAUAUAUAUAUUUUUCCCUUUUGUAACUCGGCGUUAUUUUUCAUUCUAAUGAAU